Messenger RNA from Tachyglossus aculeatus (Australian echidna), 10284 nucleotides. RefSeq names its product muscleblind like splicing regulator 3 (gene MBNL3). Lineage: Eukaryota; Metazoa; Chordata; Mammalia; Monotremata; Tachyglossidae. The coding region runs from base 330 to 1496 and encodes 388 amino acids. The transcript has 10 exons. Gene Ontology annotation, molecular function: metal ion binding. The record is from RefSeq and is a predicted model, not a curated record.
GCCAGUUAUUUGCAAGUAACUUCGGCAGAGACACAAAAUAUAACACUUAAUAUUUUAACUUCUACAAUUGCACUUUUAGGAGCUGGCCUCUAAUUUGAUUUUCAUUUAUUCUGAUAAGAUUUCUAUUUUAUGAUUGGCUUUAUGUUGAAUUCUUGUUUGAACAGACACAAUUUGACUUAAAUGAAAACCUAAGUGCUGACGAAUAGAAAUUUUACCAAAGCAACAAUUCACAUUUAACUUGAAUUCACUUUUUUACCCUUUUUAAAAAUCAGCAGUGAUAUUGUCCUAAAAGAGGGUGUGAUUGCUUGCAUUUUAAUUUUGUUUUUAAUAUGGCUGUAAACGUUUCCCUGGUUCGUGAUACAAAAUGGCUGACUUUAGAAGUAUGUAGAGAAUUUCAGAGAGGUACUUGUUCUCGAUCUGAUGCAGAGUGCAAGUUUGCCCAUCCAUCAAGAAGUUGCCAUGUGGAAAAUGGUCGAGUUAUCGCCUGCUUUGAUUCUCUAAAGGGCCGUUGCACUAGAGAGAACUGCAAAUACCUUCACCCUCCUCCACACUUAAAAACACAACUCGAAAUCAAUGGACGCAACAACCUGAUCCAGCAAAAGACAGCAGCUGCCAUGUUUGCACAGCAAAUGCAGUUCAUGCUACCCGGCGCUCAGCUACAGCCAAUUACUACGUUUCCUGUGACACCAUCACUUGCAACCAGCCCCACCAUGGCUUUCAGUCCCUACCUAAGUCAUGUUUCUCCUGGAAUGGGCUUGGUUCCUGCAGAGCUUUUACCAAAUACACCUGUCCUGGUUUCUGGAAAUCCUACUGUUACAGUACCCGGAGGCUCUGCGGGUCAGAAACUGAUGCGUACGGAUAAACUGGAGGUUUGCAGAGAAUUUCAGCGUGGAAAUUGCACACGUGGUGAGAACGAUUGCCGUUAUGCUCACCCUAUAGAUAUUGCAAUGAUAGACACAAAUGAAAACACUGUUACAGUUUGCAUGGACUACAUCAAAGGUCGAUGCUCUAGGGAGAAAUGCAAGUACUUUCAUCCCCCUGCACACCUGCAAGCCAAAAUCAAGGCAGCUCAACACCAGGUGAACCAGACAGCAGCGGCUGCAAUGACUCAGCCAGCUGUCAGAUCACUGAAGCGACCCCUCGAGGCAACCUUUGACCUGGCCCUGCCCCCUGGUGCACUUCAACCUUUACCAAAGAGGCCAGCACUUGAAAAGAACAAUGGUGCCACCACAGUCUUUAGUCCAGUUUUCCACUACCAACAAGCUAUAGCUAAUAUGCAGUUGCAACAGCCUGCAUUUAUCCCUACAGGGUCAGUACUGUGCAUGACACCCACUGCGAGUGUUGUGCCCAUGAUGCACGGUGCUACGCCCACCACUGUGUCUGCAGCAACAACACCUGCCACCAGCGUCCCCUUCGCUGCAACAGCUACAGCCAAUCAGAUAUCCCAGUUAUCAGUAGAUGAACUGAGUAGCAGCAUGUUUGUUUCACAGAUGUAGACCUUACCAGUAGAACUUAGACCACGUUGAAAUUCUGAACAACAAAAUUGUGGAGUACCUGAACCUCUCUCUCCGUGGGAAGCUGCACAUGGCCUUCCUGUACAUAUACUCCCUUCUUUCCUCUUCACCUACCUUUACAGUAAGCCUGUUGCAGCCUACACGUUAACCAAAAACACAGAUCAAUGGGAAUGUCAAAAAAAGCACUAUAGAAACCAUUAACAAACAGCGCUGUGUUAUAUAAGAUAUACAAGUAGAAAAUUAUAAUAGACUUUUGUAAUACAUUACUUUAACACACUUAAUCAUUUUCUGACUACCAUCACAAGAAGUGCAUCUGCACAGUGGACUGUUGGUUUACUGUAUAUUAUCGAUGGAUAAAUGUUUGUCUGUUUUUAAAGUGUUAUCUUACUGUUUUGUUUACAUCAUAGCCUAUUGAUUUGUUUUAAAAUGUACAUCAUUAUCAAGUAUACUCAAUACCAUUUUUUUCAUUAUUGUUAUGUCUUAAGUUUUCAUAUAUGGUAGUGUUUUGGUGUUGUUUUUUUUUUUACUAAAAAUGUUAUAGUGGGAAACAGGAAUGAUGUGCUUGAAAAACAUGACAUGAGAAUGUUAUAAUUUUUAUGGGAUCUUUCUGUAGGUUUUUUGGAGGCAGCCAUUUAAAAGGCCUCUAUUUGGAGUGUACACAAAUUUAUUUUCACACGCCUGCUUGCCUGUGCAUUUGCCAGCAAUUUGCACGUUCAAGUGGGUCACCAUAGCAUGUAUGCAAGAACCAUAAUUGCCUGUGCAUAAAAAGGGAACUUUUAAAAGCUUCACCUCGAAAUUUUAAUCUGUGCUUUUUUAUAGUUUAUUGAAGUGGAUUUUUCAGCAUUAUGAGAAAUAAUCAAACCAAGGUAGUACUUCUUGGUCAAUCCAGAAUACUAGUCCCACAUCUGAAUUUCUCAAUCUGGGCCAUUUUGACAUUCUUAGCUGAGAAACUGGUAUUUUAAGGCUUACAGGUACAUCUGCUAAACAUUAAAAAUCAGAUCAGACUUAUUUUGAUAUAGUCAGAUUUAAAAAAAAAAAACCAAUCAUGUAAAACUCCUGGACUUUUGCCAUUUAUAAAAGUGCCAUUUCCCAACUGCAAAUGGCUCAUAUUUUAUUCUUCUAGUAAGAUGCAAACCAGAAAAGCCAGCAGAGAAUGAAAGAGAAUGGUUCAGAAUGAGGCCUUCCCUCCUGAUAGAAACACAUUUUACUAACUGCUACCCUCUGCUAGAAGAAACAUAUUUUAAAAGUGUAAAAUGCAGAAUGCUUUAUUGAGAAAUUUUGACCGGACACCCCUCAUUACCCUCCACUCUUGUGAUCUUCUUUUUGGUAAGACGUGCAGUGGAAAACAUGAUCAUUCCGAUUUUGAUGCAUUUCACCAACAGUGAUGCUGAAGUGGCUUCCCUGCACAUUUCUUAAACCAAGAAAAAUUUUCACAUUAAGAUCCCUACUGUUCUCAUGUAAGCCGCCCACUUUGUGAAUUUUAGAAACGAGCGGUUUUCAGAGGCUUCCGUCCAGCCCAGAAUGAAUUCACUCCAAAAUGUAACCAUCCUAAUGGGAUAAAUUUGCAGUCAAAUAAAAUCCCCCUAACAAUGCAGUAAGCCAGCUGUCAGGCCACUCACUUGCUGAAAUGGUCAUUAAUAGCCAGUGGAAGCAUCUGAUGUUUUAAGGAAUAUUCUGGGGAAUUCAUGUUUUCCACCAAAUAUCUUUCUUCCUCUUAAGAAGGGUAGAAAAGGCCCCAUAUGGGCGUCAUUUUUUUUCCUUCCUCCAAAUGAUCGGGCUGAAAAAAAAAGGCAUGUUUGUUGACUCAGGGUGGAAGGGCCAAACAAAUGCACAGCUGGUCAGGAUCUUGUCCUGCGUUCUUCUUUGUUAGUGCUGCAGAAGGCCUCCAAGCUUUGGGAAUUUGAGACUUUGUCUCAGACAUGCCAAUCCUUUUGCAGCUGGUCAAAAACCUGCCCACACAAAGGUUCAGGAUUAGGCCUUCUUGACAAGAACCCAUGUGGAUCCUGGUAACCGGAACAAGAAGUGACCAAAACAGCGUUUUCAGUUACUUACCCUCACGUUUUCUUUUUCACAUACAUCGAAGUGCUGCCAUCCUAGCACAACGUGGCCUGGAAAGAGUGACAUGGCAGGCAUCCUGGUUGGGUAGCCUGUUGACUCUUUUAACCACUGAGUUUCUGUUUCCCAAAGUUUUAACAUUAUUAGUGGAAAAAGUGGAUAUGAGUACUUCCUGUUUGAAAUGGUUUGUGUAUCAAAAUGGGUUUUGCACAACUUGUGCCUGUGCCUCAACAAAAAAGCAGACCUGAUUAUGUUAGAAAAGGAUGCAUUCAAGCUAGUAUGGCUUUAAUAGUAGAAGGAGGUUGGAACUUUUUCAGUGCUAAGUGGGUUUUUGUAUCUGUUAACACUUGGCCCAUAACUUCUGAUUUUCUUUAACUUCUUAAACAGCUGGCAGAGAUGUGCAUAGAAUGUAAACCUAGCAUACAGCUGUUUUCGUGUCACAUUGAAGCACUGAAAAAGUAUUUAAGGAUGAUUUUUUAGCAAAGAGGUUCAGUGAGGGAUGUUCAGGGUAGUUUUAUUAGGCGCCACAACAGUUUUUAUAUUGCUGGCAAAUUUAGAGUUAAUUUGUAAAUGAACUUAAGGAACGAAAGCUUGAAGCACUAAAGUCUUCACCAAAUUCAAAACAAUCUCGGCAAAAAUGCCGUUUUGAGGUAGCACUAUUUAAACUAGUUGUGCAAUGACUUACUCGAAUUUUCUUUGUUCAAGAAAGAAAAACAAGUCGUCAGACUAUAAAUUUCCUAAAUAAAUGCAAAGUCUAUUACAAAGUCACCAAGCUAAUUAGUGACUCUAAACAAAUGUCAUAAAACUUAGAUUUCAUCCUUUAUUUGACAAGCGUUGUAUGUAAAAUUUAAAUCAUUUUGAUUUUAGUCACAUUUUAUAAGCUUCCUUCCCACUUUUCAUGAACCUUUAUUUUUAUUUAUCCAAAGUUAUUUCUUUUUGUCCAUUUCUCUCAGCCUUAUGCAAACAAUAUGCAAGAAUGCUGAAACUUGGAUAAAACGGGUCAUGCAGAGGGAAAAUGAAAGCUGAGACUGAUCAUUUUAAAGGUUGUUAAUAGUUUCAGUUAAAGUACCGCUCCAUAACUGUAAUGUAAGCAGACCUUAAAAGAGGGAUUAAAAUAAAAAUGGAUUGAUAAAAUUAUUAAAAUUAUUUUUUUAAACAGCGUUUCUUUAGUAAUUGGAGCAAGACUUCACAAUCGGCCAUGUCCAUUUAAUUUCACAUCCAGAUUAGAUUCUCCACUCUGUCAUUCAUCAUUAGGUGACCAAUCAUCUCCUGCCCUGCCCUUCUCCCCCCUCCCCUCUUUAGUCAGCUCCAUCCAUUGCGGAACACACUGAAGCACUUUGAUCUCGCCAUAAGUGUCAUCGCAUGCUCUUCUCAGCUGUGUUCACAAAUGGUCAGCAUUGGCUUACCAGCCCAACACUCUGGGGAGGAAAAGAAGCCAAUCGUAGACUAUAACGCCCCGUCCCUACAGAAGUGUCCUCUCUCCCCCACCCUCAACAGAAACAGAUCUGAAUCUGCUCUUAACUGCACAAAAGACUAAUGAGAUGAUCGUUGACAUUUUAUCAAGAGGAUAUGGGCCCCACGUGCAAUUGGGAGGACCGACAGAGACUGCUGUAUUGCCGAUCUGCUGGACCAGUCACGUCAGGCCACCCUUCUGAUAAAAUGCACCCACAACUUUUCCUAUUAAUUUAGACGGUAGCGUAGACUUUAAUGCAUACUAAUACACACAAAAUGAUCGAGAAACUGGAGCCCUCAUUUUUUUUAUCCCUUGUACAUUUCACAUACCUGAAAAGAGAAAAAGGUGAAAUUUAUGAGGAAAAUCUGCUUUCCCAUUCCUGUUGAAUGGAUUUAAAAUGAUAUUGACCUGAUUUUACCAUGUGCCUGUUGAAGGCCUUAGAAUAUACUCUAUGUUGAAGACUGUAAUAACUUUGAAAAUUUAGUUGAUAGCCUAAUACAAAUGUAAAUAUAGCUACAUCACGUUUCUAGGCAUCAGCAUGGUAAUUCAUGUCACUUAUUUUCAUUUUCUUACUGUUAGUUUUUAAGGUUUUCAUUAUAUUGCUUUUUGAUAUCUUUAGUAACUAAUGAGUUUAAUUUUGAAGGAGAGUUAGAGAAAGUUUAAGAUUUUAAUACAUGUAUUCAACCCAUUUAGUUACGUUCUAACCCAACACUGAAGCAUGAUAAGGUAUAGAUUACAGUCCAUAACUAGUUUGUAUAGUUUACAGUUUAAGAACAAAAUUAACUUUGUAUGUAAUUCCUACAAUGAUAGAUUCAUUGUUAACUAAUUAUAUUAAGUUGUUGUUGCUAUGGCAACAAAACUACAACAUGGCUACCUUUGUAUACAUUAUUUGUGAAAUUUUCACAUGUAAAUUAAAAAUGAUGUGGAACAGUAUGAGCUUGUUAAAGGUACAGUUCGAUACUGUCAGAUAAUGAUUGAAUAUUUUUAAAAUCCCAAAGUCCCAUGUGAAAGCUGAAUUUGUGUCCAUAUGUCACUUUUUCAGUCAAGAAGUUUACAACACAUGGAUUUAGAGUCAGGUUUUAUAGCUUGUAGAAAUUGUUGUGUGGAUAAGGGUUAUUCCACAGUAUUUUAGAUUUUUGAAACACAACCCAUUGCAUUUACAAUACAUUAACUGGUCUUUGUUUCAUUUCAUGUUUAUUAGCAUUGUGUGAAUUCAAACUUAUCCAGUUUAAGUACUGUAGUUCUGCCUGCAAAUUUUCUGUUUUCUGGGAUUAAAUACUUACAUGCGUAUAUUAAAAAUCAGGGCUAAAUAAUUAAACAUAUGAAUAUUUUAAUAUUAAUUUAUAUUUACAAAACUGUACAUAAAAAUAUUGUGGAAUGACCCCUUAACAGUGUUGAAGAUACAAAUAUGCUGCAGUUAAACUGAUUCAGUUAGUGUGCGAAUGUGUGAGACACACCUUUUUUGCACUUAUGUACAUAGUCCAUGAAAGAAAUCCUUGGAACUUAUUUUGAAUAUAAAAAGUCUGUAAUAAUACAGGAAAAGUUUGUAAAAGAGAUAGGUAUUACUAAGGCUUUGAAAAAGGAGGAGUUUUUUGCUAUAAAACUUAUCUGAAAGCAUGAUGUUGCUUUGCUGUUGUAAAAGCUUUGUAGUUUGCCAUAGCUUACUAUACAGCAGAUUGAUAACAGGUCGACUUCAACCUGCAGCACCGAAAAUGGGAAACAGUACUUAAUUAGUGAGAUCACUAGCAAAGAUUUUAAUUGCUUUUGUAGCAACCUACAUUUUAAUUUAUACACUCGCACACAUAUUUAGGUUUCUGGAUCACAUUUUUUUUUCUGUAUACAACAAAUUACAACAUGGAGAUCUUCCCAUUAGGAGCUAAUUACAUUUCUAACUAAUGCAGAGUGUAUCCAUGUGGAGGAUUAUCAGUCUAACAGGUAUAUGGAGAGUUAAUAGAUAGCUAACAAGUGGAAGCAUAUGAUACCAAAUUUGGAAAUGUUUUGAAUAAGCGAGUCUCAUUUGAACAGAAAAACACUACAGAGCCAUGCCAUUUUGAGGAACAGGAAGUUUUCAACAGCAUAAAUCAUUUUCUCCAGUGGCUUUUCUUCUGCUACAACUGAUCUUCAGUGGAGAAAGGCGCUGCACCUGUGACACCUUUAAACCAGGAUUUAUCUUAGCAUUUCAGUUUAGAGGAGGCUUCUGUCCUGACUGUUUUAGAAACCCUGGCCCAGAAAAGGCUUCAGUGUAUCAUGUCUGCCAUGCUGCGUUUUCACUCGGCUUGAAGAAGAGGCAGAAUGAAAUUUUGCCAAGGCCCAGGAGCCUGAAAGGAAAGGAUGUCAGACUAGCUCUGUCCUGCCUGUGGCUCCCACACAGCCAACAGAGAGGCCACUUGCACAUCCUCUCGGACAACGCCAUGUAGCACAGGUCACAGUUCAGUAUUGUCGUCGCCCCCACCCAUAUUUGCUCAGGACUCCAGCAUAGUUGUUCCUGCUCCUGCAUGAGUUCACCUGUCCUGUGGUUGGGGAGGCCCCCUUGAAGGGACCAGAGUUGGCCAGACUCACCACGUCCAUUAUUUUUGUUGUCACAGCAUCCACGUGCCCCAGAUUGGAGAGCAGGUAGCUGCAGAACUAUAUUUGCCUCAUGGAAAGCAACCCAACCCCUUAAAGUUCAGAUUUCCCCCGUACUCUCAUCAGUGUAUUAGUUGCCAAUGGACUGUCUCCAUAGGAUCAUUCAGAGUUCUGAUUCUUUUUGAUAUAAGCUGCAGUCACUCAUACAGGCUUUCACAGUUAGAAACCACCCUUUCAGCCUUAUUUUCUCUAUGCCCCUAGAACUGCACUGUCAUACUUUAGUACAUCAUCUCCUGGAAUAUCCUUUGAAAAUACAAAGGGAAAGUAUUCAUUUUCAAAUGACUAAACAAUGAAGAAUGACUUAGGAAAAACGGCAUCAACCCAAAAAUAGAGAAAAGAUAUCAACAGCAACCGUAGUACAGAAUGUUUUGGCUGUUAGUGCUUAGUGGCCUUGUCUAAACACAGCCAAGGCAAUCAUCUAGAUAAUUAAGAUAUUUUAUGAGCCAGGUAAUCAAGUGAAAAGCAGACUUUUAGCCUGAAUUUUCCAGAUCUUAGUCCCAACCUAUGCUUUUUGCCUUGCCUGUGAAGAUGAAGCCAAUGAGUGAUAAUUUGAGUGGGUUGUUUACACACAAAACAUUCCUGUGGAAUUUUCAGGCACUAAAGAGAGCCCAAUUUCCAUUUCUCUUCUGGCUCCUUUCAGAAAUAGUUGCGGGUUUUUUCUGCCUGUAAAAGUUGUCCCUCAGGUAUGUGAUACCUGCUGACAGACACAUAGCGCAGAAGAUGACCAUUUUCACCAUUAGACCUGUUGACAUUUAGAACCUGGCUCCACUUACAAUACUGUUUUUUCCAAGUGCAGUUUUUCCUCAUGCAAACCCAACUUUUAAAUUUUCAGAAUUUCCAAUGAGUGGCCUUUCGUCUUGUUUCUGUGGGGCAAUUUCUGUGGCACUCUGGAAACUGAGGACAUUGCAGUGAAAACUGCCAUAGUAGAAAAUGAGAUGAAAAGCAGGUGUCUCCCUAACUAGAGUAGUUUCUGUAUUUGGGAAUUGCAGUUUAUUUGGCCUGCUUCUUACUGGUUGCUCUGCCUUUCAUGUUUACUGAUGGAUGGCAAAAUAUUUGGCAUGGGAAAAUAAGAAAAUGCAUGUAUAAAAUUAAUGGAGGCCCAGUUAAAUACCCCAAAAUCUGAACAAAUCCUUUGCUCGUUUGAAAAUAACCCAAAGAUUAUUUGAAUAUUUAAACUUUCAAAAGUAUCACAAUUUUUUCUCUCCAAUUACACAACAGUUACCUGAUGCCGAAUACAAGGCUCUAGUUCUUGAUUAUACUGUACACAGAUGCUAUGGAUAGGCCAGACGUUAUUUGCAAAGUUAACGUUGAACUCCUUAGUCCAAUCCAAGCUACUUGAAGUGAAAUUUUAGAAAAUUGGCUUGUUUUUGAAUUCAUGUAAGAGGCUGAAGCCUGUAAUGUAGUCAUGGCUUUACAAGAUUUUUUUUUUAAAGGAAUUUUAAAAUGCAAAAUCCAGAUUAAAUAUUUUUCCUCCUUUCUCAUUCAGGGAAUAAUGCAAGUGAGGAGAAUCUUAUUACCAAGUUCUUCCCGAUGAGUUAGUGUGUAAUAGUGUAUGCAGAGCAGUAAGUCAUUUCUCUCCCAUAAUCUCAAAUCAUUUUACAGUUUAGGUAAUCUUCAUAUGAUUUUUAAAGAAAAAUAUUUUGCACUCGGAAAUGAAUCUCCACCCUUAAAAACAUUUUUCGUGAAAGUAAAUACUGCUAAAAUCUUUGUUAGUGAUCUUCAGUGUCAUAUUCUCUUAUGUAUAUGCUUCUGUAAGAAGAUAUUUAAACUUUCAAAAGUAUCACAACUUUAAAGAAAGCUGUUUUUUUCCUUUCCAAACACACAACAGAAAGAAUUACCUGACACAGAAUACAAGGUUCCAGUUCUUUAUUACUGUACACAGAUGCUAUUUGAUAGUGUUGGAAGCCAAAUGAUUUUGUUGCCAUGGCUCUUGUAUCCUAGCAGAUGAGGGGAUGAUAUGACCAUCAUUCGAUUGGAUUCUAGGAAUUUUCUUUGCAAAUUAGGUUCUCUCUCUCUCUCUCUCUCUCUCUCUCUCUCUUUCUCUCUGUCUCUCUCUUUAAUCAUGAAACAUGGCCACCCAUUAUGUGUCACCUGACAACAGAUUUCCACUUUGUUCUUUUAUAAAUAACAGAAUUAUGUUUUAAGCAAUCAUUCAAAUCGAGGAGAAAGUGUGUGCUCCUAAAUUUACUGUUUUUAAAUGCAAACUUUAAAGAGAGCAUUCAUAUAACAAUACUGUGUAAAGUAGAGAAUUGAAGCACAUGCUUCUUUUUAUAGGCACUUCUGGAUCAACAUAUGGUAAUGGAAACAUUAGGCAGAGAACAUUUUGAUUUCAAGAAGUAGUUUUAGAUAACAAAUAUUGUUAGCCCUGUGGAACUGUAAUAAAUUAAAAUAAUGGUCAGCCGAUUAUUACAGAUUUAGACUGUUCCAAUAAUAUAUCAGCUCCAAAAUGUAAUAGCUCAUUCCCUCAACUGCUAUCAACAGGGUGGAUGCUUUGAAUUUAUUUUUCUUUUUGCCAGAUUAUAUUGCUGUAGUGCUUGUAUGUGCUUUAGAAGUGUGCAUAAUGCUACUCAUUUUAGUAUGUUACUUCUAUAUUGUUAUUGUUUAUUUUUUGAUCUUUUAAUAAAGUGUAUAAAAUUC